Prunus armeniaca (apricot) is the source of this 429-nucleotide messenger RNA. The record is from the annotation of a GenBank genome assembly. NCBI's taxonomy places the organism in Eukaryota, Viridiplantae, Streptophyta, Magnoliopsida, Rosales, Rosaceae.
AUGGGCCCCUCAAGGGCGAACGGAAAAGGCAUCCUGCCACCUCCCAACUUGGGCCGUUGCCACGUCCUCGGCCCGGUUCCAGAGAUGGGGGGCCAGGCAAGGCAACCAACGGAUUGGGCAUGUGGGGGCCCCAAAACAGGAGUUUUUAAGACGGCUCAGCUGGCUUUGGUCCUGGUUCAAGAAAUGCAGAAAAAUGGCUGGCAGACACACGGGGAGGAAGUGAUGCUCAGUCUCGAUGAGCUUGCCUUGGUAACUGUUUGGGUGGAAAGAGCUGCCUGGGGUAACGGGGGGUGGGAAAUGCACAUUACUGGUUGGGGAGCGGGGAGGGGGGAAAAGGGGCAAGGAAGGAUGGUCGCGCAACUCAAAACCAAGGGUGAAGCCUUGAAACCCAAGGCACGGUGUAAGCCGAUGGGUGCAGAAGUUAAGUAA